Molecule: messenger RNA, 2137 nt
Organism: Astyanax mexicanus (Mexican tetra)
Lineage: Eukaryota; Metazoa; Chordata; Actinopteri; Characiformes; Acestrorhamphidae
Product: zf-DHHC domain-containing protein
Exons: 9
Coding region: 22-915 (297 amino acids)
Molecular function (GO): palmitoyltransferase activity
Source: RefSeq, a predicted model, not a curated record
CCGGAAGUCGGGGAGGUAAAGAUGGCGUCGUUUCGCUGCCGGCGGGACCCGUGCGGGUUUAUCUGCCUGAUUCUGACCUAUUUCAGCGUGUUUUACGCGGAUUACGUGGUGAUUCAGUACGUGCUGAUCCCCGCCUACUCCGGCAGUGUUUGGUGCACUCUUCAUGGAUCAGUAUUUAAUGUUAUAUUGUUACUGCUUCUGGCAUGCCAUUCAAAAGCAGUGUUCUCAGACCCAGGUAUGGUUCCUCUUCCUGAGACAGCUAUUGAUUUCUCAGACCUGAGGUCUCAGUCCAACCGUAUGAAUGACAGGGGCUGCGAGGGCUGGACCGUCUGCAGUCGCUGUGAAACAUAUCGACCCCCCCGUGCACAUCACUGCCGGGUGUGUCAGCGCUGCAUCAGACGCAUGGACCAUCACUGCCCAUGGAUCAACAACUGUGUUGGGGAGCUGAACCAGAAAUACUUCAUCCAGUUUCUCUUCUAUACUGGCAUGGCCAGUCUGUACUCCAUGGCUCUCGUGGUGUCUGCAUGGGUGUGGAGGAUACGAAGUGAAAGAGAAGGGGAUGGAGAAAAAGAAGGAGAAGAAUCUCCUAGCAAGCAUCUGAUUGUUGCGCACUACAUCAUUCUGUUGGUGGAGUCCAUUCUGUUUGGCGUUUUCGUCUUGGUGAUAUUUUAUGAUCAGCUCGUGUCUAUUAUAACGGACGAGACCCCGAUCGAGCAAAUGAAAAACAGACUCAUGAAGGACAGACCAAACAGCGGCCAGCUGACCCACACCACACACACACGAAAGCCCAAAAUCGCACUGCUGCGUGAAGUGUUUGGACGAGGAUCAGUGCUGUGUUGGCUCUUCCCGCUGCAUUCCUCUCCCCCCUCUGCUGGAGGAAUCAGUUACUCAGCUGUUCCUGAUUACGACGUGUAGAGCUUCAGUGUGGGAUUACGGGUAUCUGCAUUAAUAAGCUCUCUCAGAAGUGUUAUACUGAAGACAGAUGGACGUGUGAUGAAUUCUGGAGCGCACCGUGAUCUGUGUAAAGCCACUUAUUCACACAGUGUGCUGACGUGGUAGGAGCUACAGAGCAGGAAAUAUUACUGUGUUUUUAUUACAUUCUUUCCUUCUGUGUUUCUUUCUGACUGUCUUUGUGUUUCUGUUCACUCUCAGUGAGAGUUUCUGUAUUAUUAAUGCACUAAUUGGACCUGCACAAAUUAAGCAUUCAUUCAUUUAUAGCAGUAAUUAAAUAAUUAGCAGGCAGUUAGUCCAGACUGGACUAUGAGGUUAUCUGCCAUCUGGACUGGGCACAGUUAGAGUCCGGGCUGAGGGAACUGAGCGUAUCACACACAGGUGAAGAAGCCAGUUUGCUCAUGUUUCUGUGUUUUGCUUUAUUUUGACUACAUUUGACUACAUUCCCCACUUGGAACAGAGCUGAUGCUGUGCUGAUGUGCAGUUAUACAGUAAAAUACAGUUUAUAUGCUGUUAACUACACAGUCAGUGUAAUGUCAAUCAGGACUGUGCAGUAACUACAUUGCUGGUCUGAACACUAUGUGCUGGUUUCAGUGCGUCUGUGGUGCCAGUAUAUCGAGUGAUUCCUGCUGGGCCUUUACAUACACACACACACACACACACACACAUACAUACACACACACACACACACACACAUACACACACACACACACACACACACACACACACACACACACACAUACACACACACACACACAUUUACACGGGGACAGUACUGAUGUAAUGUAUGACUUGCACUGAAGGUGUUUCUUUUUUUCCCCUCUAAUAAACACAGCAUUCUUAUUUAUUUAUUUUAGUUUUAUUUAUUUGUUUGUUUUGUGAUGUUUUGUGUAUGUUAUUGUUUUUUGAAUGCGUAAAUGUUAUAUACAUAUUUUAACUGUACAUAAAUACAUUUUAUAAACAUUAAUUGCAGAGAAAGUAUUGCAACAUUUUCAGGGUACUGGCCUUGUUUGACUUUUGUUUUAUUUAUAUUAAAUUUGCGUUGCUGCUUGUUGACAGCUUGAAGGAUGUGUGUGCAUAGCUAAUCAUGUCUGAUGAUGUUUACAUUGAUAUUUAUUGUACUUUCUCUGUGAAACUGUCAAAAUGCUGCUCUGACUUGUGAAAUAAAAGACAUCUUUUAACAUUA